Molecule: messenger RNA, 1590 nt
Organism: Perkinsus marinus ATCC 50983
Lineage: Eukaryota; Perkinsozoa; Perkinsida; Perkinsidae
Exons: 15
Coding region: 23-1444 (473 amino acids)
Source: RefSeq, a predicted model, not a curated record
UUAACAUAGUCGAUAACGCGUUAUGGCGACCGAUGAAGCAGUUCAAGUAGGGACUCCUGAGGCUGUGGUCGAAGAAAGAGGUCCCCAUACCGAGAGCAUUGAUAUAGCGUCGCCUUGUGUUUUCAUGAGGGAGCACGCGUGGUUCUGCACGCCAGAUGUGAAGGCACCUGGUCUGCUGACGAUAUCAGAAAGUGCUUCUACGUUGCAUUUUGAGCCGGAUCCUCGGUUCGAACGUGUGCGGACGGACGGGAUGGGGGCUUAUCAAGUGUAUAUUGAUCUGAGAGACCUUGUGGAGUGUGGAGCUGUUACUGUACCGACUAGCGAACUCGAAGGGGAAUCUGUCCCCCAGGGAACGUUUGGUCACUAUGGCGAGACCGAUCCGGAUGAAUACGCGGCUCAUUUUCUGCAGUUGCAGUUGAGUACACUGCAUGGGCGACGGAAGCAUAAGAUAGGAUCAAUAGGAUCUAUGGCUUCCGCUGAUAAGGAGAAUCCAGCAUUGUCAAUUUCGGAUGAUAAUGUUGUCGUUUUCCAAUUCCCAAGUCGAGAGAAGCUGUAUAAGGUGGCCCAUAGACUUAUUGAUAUUAUCGAUGAUAUAGCUGAGGACCGACGAGUGGACGGAAGCCCAACAGAGAUCAGUACGUUGACGGAGGUGCCCUUCAGCUGCAGUGCUGUUGUGGAAGGACUCGCUAAGAUGGGUCUUGGUGGUGAUACUGGUAGGAAUGCUGAGGAUUCAUCAAAGAGUGGUAUCCCUCCAUCAGCAUCGAGGGUGUCGGUGGUGGCUAUCAGUGAUAUACAGGGAUCAUCAUCUGAGGGGGAGGAGGAGGAUGAUGAGAUAGCGGCGCCUCUGUUGACUAUACCUGUGGAUGAUGAGAGUGCCUUGCAGUACAUGCAGAAUCACCUCCAAAUUAAGGAUCCCUGGUUGCUUACAAGAAGGGCAGCAGCUACUCUCUCGGAUCACCUCCCUAUUAUGUUGCGGUUUACGCAAUGGACGCUAUCGUAUUCGCCCAAGGUCCAUGGUAUAUCAUUGGAUAACUUCUAUAGGCACAUGGAGCGUAUGCCUUGCCCUUCUGUCCUGCUGAUCAGAGACACGGAGGGGACGGUGUUCGGGGCCCUUUGUAUGGCUCAGUGGAGGAAGUCUGGAAAGUUCUGUGGGAAUGGUGAAAGUUGGGUCUUCACCUUUGGCAAGCACGGGUAUGAUAAAGGGGAUAUAACAGUAUACCCCUGGAGUAGCAAGAACGAGUUCUUCCAAUAUGGUGAUGAACGUCGCCUAGUGAUAGGAGGUGGAGGAAGGUCUGGCCAUAGUGCCAUAUGCAUAUACGAUUCCUGGCUGAGAGGAUCUACUGGACACUGUUUGACCUACAACUCGGGGCCACUGGCAUCGAGUGAAGACUUUGUGAUACAGGACGUAGAGGUGUGGAGUCUGAGCACCCCUGAAGAUGAUUGAUGAUGAUACUACUACUACUACCAAUUCAACCAUAUUCAGAAUCUUUUUUAUCAGUACUAUUAUCCUGUUGAGAAUACUGCAAAUAUUGCUAGUCAUUUUCAUCUUCGUCAGCAGUCAUCGUAUAAGGUCAGCAACAGUGUAAUUUU